Messenger RNA from Pimephales promelas (fathead minnow), 3103 nucleotides. It is a transcript of the gene hs2st1a, whose product is annotated as heparan sulfate 2-O-sulfotransferase 1a. Gene Ontology annotation, molecular function: heparan sulfate 2-sulfotransferase activity. The record is from RefSeq and is a predicted model, not a curated record. Gene Ontology annotation, cellular component: membrane. NCBI's taxonomy places the organism in Eukaryota, Metazoa, Chordata, Actinopteri, Cypriniformes, Leuciscidae.
CAUGCGCACUGACACAACGUGCCUUUACUUCCCACUUCCCAGGAUUUAACAACAACUGAACGUUCACUACAGCUGCUACUCAAGUACGGUAGAGUCUGAGCUGUUCUGAUUUAUGCAGAAAAGUAUACAAUAUAAGCAUAACUGUUUUUUUUUGGGGAUAGUAAGCGUCCAUUGCAGUGUAGUUCGCUGUGUUUAUGUUCGAGGACUGAUUAUGGGGAUCAUAAUAUAACAGCACUGCUCGUUGCAUCCAUAGAACUGUGUAAUAAAGUUCUCGGUCACGGUAUGUCCUUCCUGUGCUGGAUUUUUUGAUGGGGCUUUUAAGGUUAAAGAUGUCGCCGAAGUUUCAACUCCUGGCUCUGUUGGCCUUCGCCAUUGCGAUGAUCUUUUUGGAAAACCAAAUUCAGAAGCUUGAAGAGUCAAGGGGGAAGCUGGAACGAGCCAUUGCCAGACAUGAGGUACGAGAGAUCGAGCAACGGCACAUUCAAGAUGGGGCGAAGGAGGCCAUGGUAAAGGAGGACGAUUUGGUGGUCAUCUACAACCGAGUGCCCAAAACAGCCAGUACCUCCUUCACCAACAUCGCCUAUGACCUGUGCAACAAGAACCACUACCAUGUGCUGCACAUCAACACCACCAAAAACAAUCCUGUCAUGUCCCUUCAGGAUCAGGUACGGUUUGUAAAGAACGUGACCUUGUGGAACGAGAUGAAGCCUGCGUUCUACCACGGACAUGUUUCCUUCCUGGAUUUCACCAAAUUUGGAGUGAAGAAAAAGCCUGUUUACAUAAAUGUUAUCCGGGACCCAAUUGAGCGUCUGGUGUCUUACUACUAUUUCUUGCGCUUUGGUGAUGACUACAGACCCGGCCUACGACGUAGAAAGCAAGGAGACAAAAAGACUUUUGAUGAGUGUGUAGCUGCCGGAGGAUCUGACUGUGCUCCAGAGAAACUGUGGCUUCAGAUUCCCUUCUUCUGUGGUCAUUACUCUGAGUGCUGGAACAUUGGCAGCAAAUGGGCUUUGGAGCAAGCCAAAUACAACCUGGUGAAUGAGUAUAUGCUUGUUGGGGUGACCGAGGAGUUGGAAGACUUUGUUAUGAUGUUGGAGGCGGCACUUCCUCGCUUUUUCAAGGGGGCCACAGAGCUCUAUCGGACAGGGAAGAAAUCACACCUAAGGAAAACGAGUGAGAAGAAGCCACCCACUAAAGAGUCUAUAGCCAAACUACAGCAGUCAGACAUCUGGAAAAUGGAGAAUGAGUUUUAUGAGUUUGCACUAGAGCAAUUCCAGUACGUUCGGGCUCAUGCAGUGAGAGAAAAAGAUGGAGAGCUUUACCUACUGGCACAGAACUUUUUCUACGAGAAAAUCUACCCAAAGACUACCUGAGACCAUGAACGCUAUAUGCUGUGGUCGGAAACACUGGAGGAGGACACGUUACAUUGAAAUGUGCAUUCUGACUGACUCUUCUCCAUCUGGAUAUGUACAUUCAAACAGCUGAAUCUAGUAUGUGCCACAGGGAAGACUCUUGCGGCCACGCAGCUGUCAUGAACAUUAUUCCCCCAAUACAUAUCAUUUCAAAAAAGGGUUAAAAGCUCUGAAAUGUGCAUUAAAAGUGACUGAGAUUGUUUGUGUAAUUAUUCGAGACAACCACCACCUUUCUGCCAUUUGGGUUUUAUACAGGUACUGUCACAUUUCUUUCUGUGAUCCUUAUUUAAUAAAUUAAAGGUUAUUGGUUUUUUGUUUUGUUUUGUUUUUUUUACCAAUUUAUGCUGUUUGGUGCUUUUUACAUCUUAUUUUAAAGUGUAAAAAGAGUACAGAUGACUACUAAACAUUCUUGAAGAUCUUUAUCAAGCUGAGAAAGUAUUUUUUUCAGUAUAGUAAAAUGAGUACUUUUUCUUGGACUUGGAAAUAUGGUUUAUUGAAUUUAUUGGAAAUACACAGAUGUGAUGUGGAUGUAUUUUAUGUUGUUAACAUACGUCUUGCCUUUAAUAUUGCAGAUCAGAUUUGUUUUGUUUAAAAACGUAUCCACAAUUGCUGUUUGCCAUUUUUAAAUCAGAACCUACUGCCUGGGGUUCAUCCCUGCAGUUUUUCAGCAAUUUAUAUAUUUUUAUCUAAUAUGUAUGUAGAUACUGGUCAUUACAUUUAGAGUUGGACCAAACAUUGAAAUGUGGAAAGAUAAAUACAAACACAAAAAUGACUAGGCCUAGAUCUACAUGUGGAUCAUUGUACUGUUACUGGUUCUUGGUAAGCAGCAAUUUUGUGUUUUUAAAUUUGAUUUGACAUAUUUUAUGACUAAAUUAUCAGGUUUUUUUUGAGUUGUUAAGAGUUGUUAAGCCUCUCGUGGAAACAUACCAUUAGUUUGCUGCUUUAUGAUUUAUAUAUCAUAGACUUUAAAUAUGUUCAUUGAACUCAUUCAUCGACUUAUUCAUAGAGACUGUGCCUUUUUUCCCCAUGACACAGAGCUGUUAUUACAGCCAGUGUAAAUAUGACUUGACAUCUCAGUGAAAAAGGUGAGGAAUUGUUUUACAAGGUGAAAUCCUGUUGCAUUGAUUGCCAUUAUCAACAUCAAUGUGGAAAUAGGCAACCAUCAUAUGAAAUUGCCUGCCUUGUUAAUAGUAAGAGUGGAACUGAUGUCUUUUUGAAAAUGGAAAUUUGAAGUCUCACAAGUUUAUUACACAAUAUCAGUUUUUCUAUGUAUACAUGAUCUUUAGUAUCCACACGUUUGUGCAUGAAAUGGGUGUUGCAUUGCACAUUUCCCUCUGAAAUCUCCUAGAGAGAAAAUGAGUAGAACAAUGUGGUCAUUGUGACACAUGAUCACUACUUAAAAAUAUACAUAUUUUGAGGUUUUACAGGAUCUUUUGAAUGUUUUUAGAUAUCAAAACCAAUCUGUACUGUACAUGAAACGCUAGAGUAGCUAUAGCUAUCAGUUUUACUAUCUUUCACAGUCCCACUAUGUGAUCCUGUAUAUGCUCUUUUUGUUUUGUUUUUUCUUUGUUUGUUUUUUCAUGAGACUUCACUAGCUUUGCUCUUUUCUAUUGACUGUGUUGAGGUAGAUUUGAAAACAGAUUGAUUUUGAAUAUGUCAGCUAUAAUAAAAAGAGCUUGAUUUGUUUAGAU